Messenger RNA from Pyrus x bretschneideri (Chinese white pear), 833 nucleotides. RefSeq lists its product as uncharacterized. The record is from RefSeq and is a predicted model, not a curated record. The transcript is spliced from 2 exons. Bases 333 to 692 code for a protein of 119 amino acids. NCBI's taxonomy places the organism in Eukaryota, Viridiplantae, Streptophyta, Magnoliopsida, Rosales, Rosaceae.
UUUCUCCCAAACCCAACUCUCACAGUACACACCCUUUCUAGUCUUUUUCUUUACAUUUGAUUUUCCAAAAUUCCUCGACCCCAACCCAAUUUUGCUCUCCACCUAAUCAACCAGCUCAAAGCAAAUACCCACUAAAAACCCUUUUUACUAUAACAUUUAUGAUCCACCAAAUACAAAUCAGAGGCCUCCUAUUAAAAAAAAAAAAAAAAAAAAAAAGAUCAAAGACCCCCUUCCCAUCUCACACUCUUUUUUUUCUAAAUUCCCAUUACCUUUUGCCAUUCAAAGUCUCAAAGCACAAAGCAAAGUAGUGCACCCGUCUCAAGAAAUAAUUCAUGAUGCCUGCUCAUGCUCAUGGGGUCACCUUCUCUCUCCUCCUACUGCUGCUCUUUUUGUCUACUGCUCUCUCCCCCACUGAAGCAGCAAGCUUAACCCCUGCCAAUGGGUCUGCAGCUGUGGAGCCACUUGUGCCACUGAUUGGAGCUGAAAAGAUGAAGACUUUGGUGAUGAAUGAGACCAGAAGGAAGUUGGGGAGCUUUCGGAUUUGUGCAUUGUGUACUUGUUGUGGAGGUGCCAAAGGUCUUUGCUUGCCUUCUCCUUGUUGCUAUGCCAUCAAUUGCAACAUUCCAAACAGGCCUUUUGGUUUCUGUUCUUUCACACCCAAGACCUGUAAUUGCUUUGGAUGCCAUAUCUAACUCUUCCUCUCUAUAUUUUAUAAUUAAAUUGUUGAAUUAGGGGUAAUGUUUGAUUUUGUUGGGAGUCUGGAUGGCAAAAAAGAAUAUCUGUUCUUGAUUUGUUUGUUUAUAAGUUAUGAAAUUUAGUAUAUUUCCAGGUUA